Molecule: messenger RNA, 6174 nt
Organism: Symbiodinium sp. CCMP2592
Lineage: Eukaryota; Dinophyceae; Suessiales; Symbiodiniaceae
Source: the annotation of a GenBank genome assembly
AUGCUAAGCCCCAGCGUUUUGCUGCCGGGUUUUCGAUCUAUUUCCACGGCAUGUGGAACAGUAUCAGUUGGUGGUGUUCAAGUGCUACUGCGACGGCCUUUGGAGGAACCUCGCCGCCCUCUCGUGCCCUGCGGAUUUCUUGCGCAGCUGCCCCUUGCGCUGCGACCCGCACUGAAAUGGCUAGCGCAGAAGGACUCACUGUCGCAGGACAUGCUUCUACUGACUUCGCCAGCUGAGCGCACUCGAGCACGUCUCCUGGCCCUCGCCUAUGCAGAGCUGGUCAAUGCCCAGCUUGAGUACGUAGGUAUCUCCGCAGACACAACAGAGGCAGACCUCAAGCAGCGACGAGAGAUCCUCAGCGGUGGAAGUGUGGCCUUUUCAGAUGCGCCUCCUGUGAGAGCAGCGCUGGAGGGAAGUAUUUUGGUGCUUGAUGGCUUAGAACGGGCAGAAAGGAACGUUCUUCCGACUUUGAAUAAUCUGCUGGAGAACAGAGAAAUCAAUGCUUGCAGCACCAGCCGCCUUGCUGCCGUUCACCAGAACUUUCGUGUCGUGGCCCUGGCUUCACCUUGUCCACCGUUCGAUGGUCGAGCUCUCGACCCACCGCUGCGUUCACGCUUUCAGUCGCUUUUAAUUCCCUCUGCUCCAGUGGAAGAGUUGGCAUCUUCGUUGAGGGGCUCAGUCGCUGCCGAUGCCGGAAGCGUCGUCAUGGCUGCAGAAGCGAUCAUGGAGCUGGAGCGACAGUCCAUCCACCACAACACAUCUUUUUUCUCCUUCUCAAGCAGCGCCUUGCAGAGAUAUUGCAGACGGCUCAAGCAAGCGCCUGCUGAUACUCUGCACAUUCUGCAGCGGGUCUAUCCCCCUCUCGAGUAUGGCGAACUGUCACCGCUCGCCGCUUCGCAAGUCAAGCAGGCCUUGCUGCAGCUGGGUAUGGACGCGAAUGUUCGCGAAUUUGGCAGCGAAGGCACGCAAGCUGACUUGGCCGCCGGCAACAAUAUUUUGCUUGUGGCCCGUCGUGGUGCCGGCAAAAGUGCUUUCAUUCGGUCAUUGCAACUGGAGUCCUGGCAGACAUUCAAUCUUCACCGAGAUCUGACUGCCAGAGAUCUGCUCCAGCGGCGAGUGACAGAUGAAGUCUCAGGAGAAUCCGCAUGGGCAGACCAACCAGUUGCCAGUGCAGCACGCACAGGAGAGGUCGUGGUUCUGGAUGGGAUCCAUCGGCUUCCAGCCGGUGCGCUCGUUGCUGCUUUCGGUAGGCUUUGUUCAGAGCGUGAGCUGGAUUUGCCAGAUGGAACACGCCUGGUGGAGAAUGCAAGCGAGGGCGAGGCCACGGUUGGAGACAGUUUCAGGCUGGUGGCACUUGCAGAACCCGGCAGUUGGCUGAGUCCCGAAAUUUCUGCCCUCUUCUCUACACACUUCCUACCGGAGAUGACGCCUGCGGAGAUUGGUGAAGCUCUGCCAUUGCUUGUGCCGGCAGCAACACCCAGACUGUGCCAGGACAUUGUGUGUGUGACCUCUGCAGCGCUGGAGACACAAUCUGACACAUCUUUCUCCGAAAGAGAACGGGAUCUGAUGAGGUUAUCUCCCCGUGUUCUUCUGCGAAUAGUGCGCCAUGCGGCGGUCAGUCCUGACGGUUCCCUGCCCAAGAUCGUGCAAAACGCAAUGAUGUCCCGCUUCUGGCCAGUGCGGCUUCGAGAGGCUAUGGAAGGAUGGCUGAAACCAGUCGAACGAGAGUUGGCUCUGGACACGACAAAGCACGGAAUCCAGAGAGGCGUCAGUGGCGUCGAUGACGAUGCCCUGCUGGUUGACUUGCAACUCACACAGCGCUCGCCGCAAAGGCCCGAACUGGUUCCUGCUCCGCGAAGCUUCUUCAGCAGUCCUGCAGCUGUGAGCGCAGUUCGGGCAAUUCUGAUGUGUGAAGAGGCCGGAGAGCAUGCAGUGCUACUGCUGGGGAACCAAGGCGUUGGAAAGAACGUGGCUGCCGACCGGGCGCUGCAGUUGCUUCAGGCGGAGCGUGAGUAUGUGCAAUUACACCGCGACACAACAGUAAGUUCUCUAACAGUGCGACCAGUGCUGCAGAAUGGCCGCUUGCGUUACGAAGAUGCUCCACUGGUGCGAGCUGCGAAGCAUGGAAGGGUUUGUGUGCUGGACGAAGCUGACAAAGCGCCAAUCGAAGUGGUGAUAAUUCUGAAAGCGCUCGUGGAGGAUGGAGAACUGCUCUUGGGAGACGGGCGCCGACUGUGCCGGAAACGAAAUCGCCCGUCCGACAUUUUGAUCCAUCCAGAUUUCCGGUUAUGGGUUUUGGCCAAUCGUCCUGGCUUCCCUUUUCAUGGAAAUCACUUUUUCCGCGAAUGCGGUGACGUCUUCGCGGCAGUAGUACUGGACAAUCCGGACAUUUUCUCAGAGACGGCUCUUCUCCACCACAUAGCUCCCACGUACCCCAAGCGGCAGAUCCUGGACAAGCUGGCUCUGGCUUUUUCGGAACUCAGGAAGCUGGCGGAGAGCACUGCGAUCUCCUACCCCUACUCGAUGCGAGAGGCUAUAGCAGUGGCACGGCAUUUGGAGAAGUUUCCGAAGGAGUCUGUGGCUGACGCAUUGAGCAACGUGCUCACCUACGAAGCGUUUGACCCUCCACUGCUAAGGCAGCUCCUGCGUGUCUUCGAUUCGCAGGGUCUCCGAGUAGAGGAAUUGAAAGCUGUCUUCAAUACCGUCUCGGGUGACAAAGGCAGCCGCUCGCUGAAAGCAGCCAAUAUUGAAAUUAGGUACUACCCUGCACACGGAGGAGGUCCUAGCACACCGCGGACGCAAGCUCACGAGCCGAAACAUGGGGAGGUUGAUCCCACUGGCGCUCCGCACGUUGGAGGCAACCGCUGGGCCGGAGGUAGUGGUGGAUCGGACACAGCAGGUUUGGGAGGCCGUGGAGGACCAUACCGCUUGUGGGAUGGAAAUCCAGUUUUCCAGGUGGAUGAUGCUUUGAAAGAGGUCAGCUCGGAGUCCAAAACCAAAGCCAGAGAAUUGGCCCGGCAGGCAUGGCAAAGCCGCUUGACAGAAAUUGAGAAGAUGGACCCGAAUAUGUGGGCUCUAUAUGAAGACAUUCUCCUCAACGUCGAACCUCAAGUGGCACAGUUGCGGGCUAUAUUCCGAGAUGCCAAGGACAAGAAGACAGAGCGUGUUUGGAGGAGAAAUUGCUCAGAUGGUGAACUGGAUGACACACGAUUGGUGGAGGGCAUUGCAGGAGAACGCAGUGUCUACAAGAAACGUGGAGAAGCUGAAGUACGAAACCAGCCCGGCGAAAAUACUAGAAGGCAGAAGCGACGCCUGUGCUUCGUCAUGGACUGCUCUGGCUCAAUGUAUCGCUUCAACAGUUUGGACGGGCGGCUGAACCGAAUGCUGGAAGCUACGUGCCUGAUUCUGGAAAGUAUGGAGGGCCACACGAACAACUUUGACUAUGCGAUACUGGGCCACUCUGGAGAGAGUGCUCAUAUCCCCUUUGUAUCCUUCGGACAGCCGCCAGCCAAUCGCGGGGAGCGGCUUAAGAUCCUCCAGAAGAUGCUGGCACACAGCCAGUUCUGCUUCCCGGGGGACCACACCAUCGAGGCGACAGAUGCAGCCAUAGACUACGUGCUUCAAGACUUUUCUGUGGAGCCGGAGCACCAAAAGCAGGCCUUUGUCGUCGUCAUCUCUGAUGCCAACUUCAGGCGUUACGGUAUGGACCCUCUCUGGUGGAGCAACUCACUGCGACGAAGCUCUCGAGUGGACGGUCAUGCCGUUAUGAUCGGCUCCAUCGGUGAGGAGGCAUCGAAAAUUCGUGAUACCCUGCCACCUGGGCAAGGGCACGUGGUGUUGGACACGGCUUUGCUGCCAAGUGUUUUCAGGUUCCCAGACGUUACCACCUUGCUCUUUACCGAAUAUCUUUACUGUUUCUUGGACACUGUGGUGACCCAAGGCCGCGUUUGCCUCCUGGGGCUUGUAUCACCUUCGCUGGAUGAAGAAAAUACGAUUGGCGUGGCAGACAAGGUGGCAGGAGACAAAGAGGAUCAGAUUGGUGAUCCGAGCAAGGUUCAUGUUAAAGGACAGCAGUGGCAGACAACAUCGCUGCACCUUCGGAAGUUAGGUCGUGAUCUGAGGCUCACUGCGGUUUCCUUUAAUUCAGCAGCUAAUGCCUUUUCAAUCAGUGCCAAAUGGAAGCAAGCAUGCCAUCUGCUCGCGGACUGUGCGCGGAAUAGCUAUGAAAAGGACGCAGUCUUGUCCAACACCGUCAUUUCAGCCUUCGCAAGACGCUCACACUGGGUCCACGCUGGUGGGCUGCUGUCCUGGAUGACUGGAAGCUCAGUAAGAUGCACGCAGAUGACGCUGAGUGCUACAAUGAAUUCUUGCAGAAAUGGCUACAGGAAUGGUGCGAGACUAGAGCUUUGGCAAAGAGUAUUGGUGCUUCUGUCAGAGGCGCCGGCAUGCAGCGUCCAGCCGGAUGGAGUCAUGCACAGCUCAUGCAUAGGCGCAUGCGAGACGGAAAACCAAUGGCAGCAAGCCUUGGCCAGCGUGAUAUCGUUGCAACGAGGUCGAGUUCGGACACAAACAGUAAAUGCUUACAAUGCUGCCAUCAGCGCCUGCGAGAAGUGUUCCCAGUGGCAGCAGGCUUUGGCGUUGUUUGAGAUGUUGUCGAUGCAGAACGUGCAACCAGAUGUCAUCAGCUACAACUCAAUAAUCAGCACUUCAAAGGAUUGGACGUUGGCGAUGUUUUUCUUGCAGUCUCUUCUGCUGGGCAAGCUGCAGCCGACCCUCGUCACCUUCAACGCUGCCUUGUCUGCCUUCGGCGGUGGCGAGUGGAUGGAAGCCAUCUUGCUGCUCGAACAACUCCAGAGCCACCGCUUACUUCCAGACCUCAUCACCUUCCACACACUUCUGAGAGCCAGCUCUAAGACACAGUGGCAACAUGCCUUCUAUUGGCUGAGCGAACUGGAUGCACGGUAUUUGCAGAGAGACCUGAUCACACAUAGCGUGGUCAUCACGGCGUGUACUCAUGCCAACAGAUGGGAGAGGUCUCUGCUUCUCGGGUCGGAGGCACUUGCAAUGCCCUCUUGCGAUGCUCACACAUGCACCGAUUCCAUUGUGGCCUGUGAGCGCGGGGGCAGAUGGCAGUCAGCAUUGUGCUUGCUCGAGGGAUUAGUGAAUUUGGCCGUAGAAGGCGAUCCAGUUGCAUGCAAUGCUGCUAUGAGCGCCUGUGCAAGUCAAGGGGCUUGGCCACAAAGCUUGGCUGGCUUGCACGAGCUUGACCCUACGGAACCAGCAGCUCUGACUGCUUAUGAUAUAGCAGUCAUCGCAUGUCCGGCUCGGCCUGAUGAUGCCGGCUCUGACGAAGAGGACCCGGAGCUGUAUGAGCAGCUUUCCAAGCAACGCCGCCUAGUCAAACGUGCUGACACAGGCCAAGCCAAAAAGGGAGAAGCCGCAUUGACACAGGUUUCGGAGCGCAUCCAGGGCAUGGGCGGUGAGGAGGAGGAUGAGGUGAAGGAUCAGAAGGAAAAAGAACUACUGGGGCUAAAGAAAGAAGCAGACAGCAAUGUGGCAUUGACCGCCACAACAGAGUUCUGCAACGUGGUGCAGACUCCACUUGAAAAGAUCGAGACGUUGAAGCAUGAAAGCUUCCGGGGUUCCACGCUGUACAAGCAGCAGGCAACCCAGCGUAAGGGUGUUGCAGCCGGUGAGCGAAAAGCCCGAAAAGCGGGCCUGCCCGAGGAAGUCUUGGCUGCAACGAAAGAUGCAGAAGAAGACCUGGAACAGACGCUGAUCGAGGAGUCUCUUGACCUCAGCUGUGCCAGUGGGCUUGAGUACCUCCGGGCUCGAUCGCAGAUCGGCUGUGACCAGGACUCUCACAGGAUCCGCAAGUUGGACAAUCGCCCAUUGGAGAUGUCUACGGUCGAUGGUGACAUCAAGCUUGAAUAUCGAGACGAUUUCGGUAGGGUCCAGACGCCAAAGGAAGCCUUCCGCUCGAUUUCCUGGAAGUUCCACGGCAAGGUUCCUGGCCGAAAAAAUAUGGAACGGCGACUUCUUCGUCUGGAAAACGAGAUGAGAUUGAAGAGCAUGAAUGUCAUCGAAGCUCUUCCGACGCUCAGGGCACUGCGACAUGCGCAAACAGCUGAAGCCAAGCCGUACAUGGUCCUGAGUGGCGCCAACGAGAAGUGA